Messenger RNA from Athalia rosae (coleseed sawfly), 3358 nucleotides. RefSeq names its product C-1-tetrahydrofolate synthase, cytoplasmic (gene pug). The coding region runs from base 401 to 3214 and encodes 937 amino acids. Gene Ontology annotation, molecular function: methylenetetrahydrofolate dehydrogenase (NADP+) activity; ATP binding; formate-tetrahydrofolate ligase activity. The transcript has 12 exons. NCBI's taxonomy places the organism in Eukaryota, Metazoa, Arthropoda, Insecta, Hymenoptera, Athaliidae. Gene Ontology annotation, cellular component: cytosol. The record is from RefSeq and is a predicted model, not a curated record. Gene Ontology annotation, biological process: tetrahydrofolate interconversion.
AUCAAUGUGUAUAUCGUGCGGUAAAACCGAUUUAACUCAGUUAUGAAAGUGAUAAAUAUAAAUACAAAGAGAAUUGCUUAUUAGCUGAUUACAUAUAGUCACAACAGUUAACUAUGUGUAGAGGUAUAACGUUCGUGUGCGUUACUCAUUGAAACACGUGGUAGCAUAGGCGUCGUUAUCGUUCUACCACUCGAAUGUUCAAUUCUUAUGCAUGUUUAUUCACAAACACAUGCGAUGAUAGAUUACGUGACGUGACUACGGCCGGUUGAAAAACAGGUCUCAGGUCUCAGGUCUUUGGACGAAGUCUGGAGCUGUAGUACAGACGCUGAGUUAUAAAGUCGCUCCGAUAGAACUACGUUGAACAGAAUACGCUCGUGAACUGUAGAUUCUGAAGAGAGGCAUGGCUUUGGAUAAACGUGGAGUCGUUCUCUCCGGCACAAACUUAGCCAAAGAAAUUCGCGAAUCAUUAGCAAAGGAUGUUGCGACGUUGAGAACGAAGUUACCAAAUUUUUCGCCGGGUCUUGCUAUCGUCCAGGUGGGCGGCAGGGAAGAUUCCAAUGUUUAUAUACGUAUGAAAAUAAAAGCGGCCAACGAAAUCGGAAUAAAUGCAACACACGUUAAACUUCCUAAUACAACAACAGAAGCUGAAUUGUUGAACAAACUCUACAAACUCAACAAUGACCCAGCAACGCACGGAAUUAUUGUACAAAUGCCUCUUGACAGCGUGAAUAAAAUUGACUCUCAUUUAAUAACGGACACUGUUUCACCUGAAAAAGAUGUCGAUGGAUUGAACACCAUAAAUGAGGGGCGAGUUGCUAUUGGUGAUAUGACGGGAUUUUUACCCUGCACUCCAAACGGAUGCAUCGAACUUAUUAAAAAGAGUGGAGUUCCAAUUUCUGGCGCACAAGCCGUAGUUUUGGGAAGAAGUAAAAUAGUUGGAACACCAGCGGCAGAAUUACUAAAAUGGCAGAAUGCUACGGUAACAGUUUGCCAUUCACGGACCAAAGACCUUCCAAAAGUGGUAUCCCAGGCAGAUAUUCUAGUAGUGGGAAUCGGACAAGCCGAAAUGGUGAAAGGUUCGUGGAUAAAACCUGGAGCGGUUGUUAUCGAUUGCGGAAUAAAUUCAAUACCAGAUCCGUCUAAGCAAAGUGGACAGCGACUCGUUGGUGACGUCGCCUAUUCAGAGGCCUUACCAAUUGCAUCUUACAUCACACCAGUGCCAGGAGGUGUUGGUCCAAUGACAGUCGCAAUGUUGAUGAAAAAUACAGUGAUCUCGGCUCAAAGAGCUGCUGAGAAACUCCUGAAUUCAAAAUGGAAUCUCAGGACAUUGCCUCUGCGAUUCGAAGAUCCCAUUCCAAACGAUAUAACUAUCGCAAGAAGUCAGGAACCAAAAAAUAUAGCUAAUCUUGCGGAAGAAAUCGGUCUGAGUCCGAGCGAGUACAGUCUCUAUGGAAAUAAGAAAGCAAAAGUUAGCCUCAAGGUUUUGGAAAGAUUGAAAGACCAGAAGAACGGAAAAUAUGUUGUCGUAGUUGGGAUAACACCGACCCCGUUAGGAGAAGGUAAAAGUACGACGACUCUUGGUCUUGCUCAGGCACUCGCUGCACACAGGGGUAAAAACUCGUUUGCAACCCUUCGUCAGCCAAGCCAGGGACCAACUUUCGGAGUAAAAGGUGGUGCAGCAGGUGGAGGAUAUUCCCAAGUUAUACCCAUGGAAGAUUUCAACCUGCACUUAACUGGGGAUAUCCACGCUGUCGGGGCAGCAAAUAAUUUAUUGGCCGCUCAAAUCGACGCGAGAUAUUUCCAUGAAAGUACGCAACAAAAUAAGGCGCUUUACGAUAGACUUGUGCCCACCAUUAAGGGUGUACGAAAAUUCUCAAAUAUUCAACUUAGGCGGCUUCAAAAACUUGGAAUAAAUAAAACUGAUCCUAAUAGCCUGACUGAAGAGGAACAGGGAAGGUUUGCAAGACUUGAUAUCGAUCCCAAUAACGUCACAUGGACGAGAGUCGUCGAUAUCAACGAUCGUUUCCUGCGACAAAUAACGAUCGGACAAAGUCCUACUGAAAAAGGAAAGAUUAGAGAAACUUCGUUCUGCAUAUCGGUAGGCUCCGAAAUAAUGGCGGUUCUUGCACUUGCUACUAGCGUUCAAGAUAUGAAGAACCGUUUGGCCAACAUAGUUGUCGGAUUCAGUAAGGAUGGAGUCCCAUUAACUGCGGAUGACUUUGGAGUGACGGGCGCCUUAGCUGUACUGCUGAAAGAUGCAAUUGAGCCAACGUUGAUGCAGUCUCUCGAAGGAACUCCAGUGCUAGUGCACACAGGUCCUUUUGCAAAUAUUGCUCACGGAUGUUCUUCGAUUAUCGCGGACGCUAUUUCAUUGAAACUCGUUGGUGCCGAUGGAUACGUGCUCACAGAGGCCGGAUUUGGGUCUGAUAUCGGAAUGGAAAAAUUCUUUGACAUAAAAUGCCGCACUUCCGGACAUAUUCCGAACGCUGUUGUCCUUGUCACGACUGUGAGAGCCCUUAAAAUGCACGGUGGGGGUCCGCCUGUUACGCCUGGUAGUCCUUUGAAAAAAGAAUAUGUUACCGAGAAUUUAGAACUCGUUAAAAAAGGACUACCAAAUCUUCUGAAGCAUAUUAGCAAUGGAAACAAAUUUGGAGUUCCUGUCGUCGUCGCGAUCAACACCCACUCAUCUGAUACAGCGGCAGAAUUAAAUAUCAUCAGAGACGCAGCUUUGGCUAAUGGAGCUACAGAUGCAGUGAUAUGCACUCAUUGGGCACGUGGCGGUGCUGGAGCGCUGGAUCUAGCUGAUGCCGUAAUUGCUGCUACAAACAAGCCGAGUAAUUUCAAACCCCUGUACAACCUCGACGCUAGUAUCGAAGAAAAAAUAAAUAUUGUCGCCAAAGAAAUGUACGGUGCUGGAAAAGUCAUACUCGCAGAUAAGGUGAAACAAAAAAUCGAAGAAUACAAAAAAUUCGGUUACGACAGACUACCACUCUGCAUGGCAAAAACGUCGAACUCUCUGACUGGAGAUGCAUCAAUCAAGGGAGCACCGACUGGUUUCACUUUAGACAUAACUGAUAUCUUUGUAUCGGUCGGGGCAGGAUUCGUUGUACCCAUGGUUGGAGAGAUACAAAGGAUGCCGGGACUCUCAACCAGACCUAGCAUCUAUGAUAUGGACUGGAACAGCGAGACUGAUGAGAUAGAAGGACUGUUCUAGAGACAUGCGAUAAAAAAAGCUACACUCAACGUUUAUUAUCACGUGCGCUCAUCUAUAAUUAUGACGUAAAAGAUAUUCAGUUUACCAAAACUCUUGAUUUUAUUAUUUUUCUAAAGAUCAAUAUAAACUCGUUAAACAACUGGA